AUGGCGAACUCGUAUGAUGUUCAGGUAGCUGCAGAUUUUCUUAUAGGGAAGAAACGCAUGGUCUACGCAAGGGAUCUUGGCAUUGCAUGGUCGGAUAACAGCGAGUAUUGGUCAUGGCUUCCUCUCCGGUAUGACGCAUCAAGCGAGAUACUCGUUGAAGCUGCUGUGCUUGAAAAAGUUUGUUGGUUAGACGUAAAUGGAAAGUUUGACACGAGACAACUGACACCAGAGAAAAAUUACGAGGUUGUGUACGUGGUGAAGUUAGAAGACACCGCUUCUGGAUGGGGGACACCGUGAACCUAAAGCUUACCUUGCCCGAUAGUAUGGCAAGGCCGCAAGAGCGGAGUGUGAGCUUGAACGUGCAUAAAGGGAAAUGGUGGGUAGAUAUACCAGCCGGUGAGUUCAUGACAUCCCCGGAGAAUGCCGGAGAGAUCAGUUUCUCCAUGUAUGAGACCGCAGCCGGCUGUUGGAAGAAAGGGCUAUUUGUAAAAGGUGUUGAAAUUCGUCCCAAAAACUAAGGCAUGUAUGUAUACUGUCUAAAUUCUAUAAAGCAGCCGAUGCACCCAUGCAUGCUUCGUUGUCUAUCAAUUGAUCACCUAUUUCGAUAAUGUAAUCUCAUCUAACUUCCGUGGUAAUGAUUGAUUUUGUU
This is a messenger RNA of Thlaspi arvense, 649 nucleotides long. The record is from the annotation of a GenBank genome assembly. NCBI's taxonomy places the organism in Eukaryota, Viridiplantae, Streptophyta, Magnoliopsida, Brassicales, Brassicaceae.